Dibothriocephalus latus is the source of this 315-nucleotide messenger RNA. The record is from the annotation of a GenBank genome assembly. Lineage: Eukaryota; Metazoa; Platyhelminthes; Cestoda; Diphyllobothriidea; Diphyllobothriidae.
UGGUACUCCUGGGAGCGACUUGUCACGGGCAACGAUGGUGAACUGCCGCAUGUCGGCUCCUUCCUCAUCGGCCUUGCCUUCUACGUCGCAAUUGCAAUCGCCUUUGCUGGUCUCUGUUCCGCCUUUGUUGGCAUUCCCGAGGUUAAGACCAUUUUAGGCGGCUUUGAGAUUCGCAACUUCCUGGAGCCCUGGACCCUGGUGGUGAAACUGGCCGGUCUGCCACUCUCCGUCGCCACCGGCCUCUGCAUUGGUCACGAUGGUCCGAUGUUAAACAGUUUGGCCGUUGAUUUCGACGAUAUCCACUGUAUGCUCUAA